Sander lucioperca (pikeperch) is the source of this 7956-nucleotide messenger RNA. RefSeq names its product phospholipase C, epsilon 1 (gene plce1). The record is from RefSeq and is a predicted model, not a curated record. Gene Ontology annotation, biological process: phosphatidylinositol-mediated signaling; lipid metabolic process; small GTPase-mediated signal transduction. Lineage: Eukaryota; Metazoa; Chordata; Actinopteri; Perciformes; Percidae. The transcript is spliced from 47 exons. Gene Ontology annotation, molecular function: guanyl-nucleotide exchange factor activity; phosphatidylinositol-4,5-bisphosphate phospholipase C activity. The coding region runs from base 662 to 7729 and encodes 2355 amino acids.
GCAGCGCGAGCUGCUGCAUCAACUGUCUCGAGAGUUGUGAAGUGAGACAUCUACCAAGAGUUAGCAGAACAUGUGUUGAAGUAGUCAGUAGUAUGCGAAGUUUACAUUAGUUCUAACUGGAUUUGACAACAUUGGUCGUUGACAAGACAGUGAGCGGGAAUCCUGAUUCACCUGAAAAACCCUGGAGCAUAACAUUAACUUUUUACAAGGUGAUUGCCUACAUUAAUGGCCUGCAAGAGGGUAACUAUGCCACAGAUACAUAUCAGGUCCAAUCGGGGCUAGCGCACACAGGGACACACAUGGCCUUGUAAGCUGUGACUGUGAACCGUACUAUCAAGGAAAUUCCUCGGCCCUCCAGGGUCACCUCCGUGGGUUCUCUAUCUGGCGGUUUGUACAGCUGCACAAGCUUCUGUUUCUGCAACACGCACACAAAUCGUACACAGAGCACACUCUGUAUGGACAUGUUGUCUUAGUCUCUCAAGAGUUCACUGGAAGCUGAAGUAAUUAUUUGCCCCCAGUACAUGUCUAUGACCAUGUUGGCACAUUGGCAUUGAAAAGGAAGCUUGGGACUGUUGUGUAGCAUGACCUGAAGCGGAUGUCCCUUCAUCAUCUAAAGCUGCAGCAAAACAAAGCUUAAAGCAGGACGCUCCAGGGAGACGCCAUGGCUACUGAAGAAAAUCCGACACAGGUCGGGGCUGUAGUCCUGGCGCCGCGUGCUUCACCUCCAUCCACUGGGAGCAGACCCAGCAGAGCAGCCAGACACGCAAAUGACAGCCAAGAAGUAUGGCGAUACUCUGAACAAUUGUGGCAAUCGAAACAGCGGAGCAGCCCUUCCCUCCUCUUCUAUAGGAAGUUGUCGUGUGACAGUGGGAAAGGGACAAUUUUGGACGAGGAAUACAAGUGUUUGGAUUACAGCUCAAAACCCUCGAGUACCGAAGAGAGACUUUAUCCAGAGCUGUCAGCUGGCAGGAGAAUUGAAGGAAUAACUAACACCGUUCCUCUGAUACCUGGGAAAAGUUCAGAGGGAUCUCUGUGCCAGCUGGACACCCCUGGAGAGGGUGUGGAUGCAGGCAGAUACAGAACUGGCAGCACCAGCUGCUCCUGCACCCUUCCGAGCCUUUACAUGGGUCCAAAAAUCUAUUGUUGCCACAGCCCCAGAUCCAGUCCAAGCCCCAGCUCUAGCCCUGUUCACAGUCCUCACCUCUGCCCCAGCCCCUCUCAGCACAACCAUCAACACAUCCGUCGCAGCAGCCUGCCUGUGUCUAUGCUGGCCUUCCACAAGACAUUACCCUGCCUGUCAUCUCGGUGCAGUCCAUCCAGUGAACCGAGCUCUUUGGUGUCAUCUCCCUGUGGUUCCCCCACUGCCAACCACCGCCAGCAUCGCCGGAAUGGACACAUUCACCGGCAUCAUCUCAAAGAUGGCUACUCGAGUUUAGAGAGGCUCAACAGAAGGCCCAGGGUUAACAAAUGCUCCCUGGAGGAAUUAUUUCUAAGACGAGCAUCUCUAGAAACCAUGAGGACAACCACGAGGACAACCCUAAGGAAGGAUGAGAGGUCAUCCUCAGGAGUGACCAGGAGCUGCGGCGGCGGUAGCGGCGGCAGCAGCAGUGAUGAGGGGGAUGGAGAGGGUCUCUUGGAUAACACAGAGUUUAUUAGAAACCGUAAAGAGCGUUCUACUGUCCUGGUGAGGCGCUUCUUCAAGAAUAAUCAGAAGAUGACCAAAUCAGUGUGUACUGGAACCAGAGCGAUUGUCAAGACGCUGCCAUCAGGACGCAUCUCAGAGGAGGUCUGGGACGUGGUUGUUAAUCGCAGGAUAUGGCCACCCAGCAAGAAGGAUAUGUGGCCAAUCGCAAUGCGUGGUAUUCGAGAAGAAUUCAGAGUCUGCAGGGAGAUGCUACAUUUUGUUGCAGUUAAGCUACAGCAGGUUAACAACUAUGUGCAGGACAGAGAGGAACGCAACCUGAUUUAUCCCGCCAAAAAGCUCCUGCUGUCUUACCCUGGAUGUGUGUGUCUCAGGGAGUCUCGUUGGCUAUCGCACACCAACAGCGCCAGCCCAGCCAGACCAGACCUGAUCCUCUGCCGUUGUCCUCCUUUUCAUCCACCUAGGUUUUUUGCUUGUGGCCAGAGGACGUCGGUGUGUUCCCUGCUGACUGGAGCCCUACUAGAGGCCACAGCAGCUCUCGGUGCCCGCUCCGCUCUGCCCUACCCUUUGCCCCAGGGCCCCAACAGCCACGCAGUGCUGAAAGAGCGUCAGCUGGUCAACAGUAUGACCAGCAGCGGCUCUCUUCCUCCCAGUGUCAGUGGGAUCAGUAAGGAGCUGGUGGACGUGCGCCACCUUGUUCAGUUCCCCGAGGAGAUCGCCUGCAUCCUAACUGAGCAAGAGCAGCAGCUUUACCAACGGGUCUUUCCCCUGGACUACCUCUGUUUCCUCACUCGAGACCUGGGCAGUCCCGAGUGUCAAACCAAACGGCACCCAAACCUCAAGGCUUCACUUUCGGUGCCCGCCAUGCCUACCCAGAGUGCUCAGCGAAGUAACGCUGUGGAGGACCUGGUGGCACGCUUCAAUGAGGUGAGUUCGUGGGUGACGUGGCUUAUCCUGACAGCAGGGUCCAUGGAGGAGAAGAGAGAGGUUUUCUCCUAUCUUGUCCACGUCGCUAAAUGCUGUUGGAACAUGGGAAACUACAAUGGUGUCAUGGAGUUCCUGGCUGGACUCAGGUCCCGCAAGGUGCUAAAGAUGUGGCAGUUUAUGGACCAGUCAGACAUCGAGACCAUGAGAAGCCUAAAGGACGCCAUGGCUCAGCACGAAUCUUCUUCUGAGUACAAGAAGGUUGUGACAAGAGCUCUCAAUAUCCCAGGAUGCAAGGUGGUGCCAUUCUGUGGGGUUUUUCUGAAGGAGCUGAGUGACGCCUUGGAUGGGACAGCAAGCAUCAUCAGCCUCAAACCACCUCUAGAUAAUACAGAGGACUCAAUAGAGUUUGCGUCUGACUACAGCGGCCAGCACAACUUCAUGUCGCGGUCUGGUCCAGAUGGACUACACGUCCCAGAGAAAGAAGCCACUGUCAGCAACAUCCUCCAGAUUAUCAGAUCUUGUAAUCGUAGUUUGGAGGCAGAGGAUCCUGAUGAGGCGUCCACUAGUCCCUCUUCUACUGGUCCAUCCCCUGUGUCCAGAAACAACUCUUUCAGGGACCGCUGCCGCAAUCAUUCCCAUUCGUUUAGGACACCGCCAGAAUCAAACCAUGUCUUAUUCACGGUGGGGGACUUGUCGGAUGUAGAGGGCGACUUGUCGUCUGAGCCAGUGGUGAAAGAGGUUGAGUUUCAGGGGACGGAGGAGACGCACAGAGCUUUCAGCCAUGGCACUGAGCUCAUUCCCUGGUACGUGUUGUCGUUACAACCAGACAUUCACCAGUUUCUGCUGCAAGGGGCUACAGUCAUCCACUACGACCAGGACAGCCACCUCACAGCUCGCUGUCUGCUGCGACUACAACCUGACAACACAACACUCACCUGGGGUAAGCCUCAGAGCGGAGGGGCUGCCUCUACAGAGCAGCCACUGGGAUUAGGACAGACUGUAUUGGCAGGACUAGCAGAGGGCCUGUUGGACCUCGGAGUGGUGAAGGCAGUGUUCCUGGGUCAUCAGGGAGUGGACGUUCAUGCUGUAUGUUUGCAGAACAAGCUGAGCCAAAUGACGGUGGAGGAAAAUGGUCUCAGCCUCCUCUAUGGUCUCAGUACCACCGACAACAGACUCCUGCACUUUGUGGCCCCCAACCACACGGCACAGAUGCUCCAUAAAGGCCUGUCAGAGUUGGUGAAUGCAACCAGAAAAUUAAAGAAGUUUCCUGACCAAAGGUUGCAGUGGCUGAGAAAGCAGUAUGUCAGUUUGUAUCAGGAGGAUGGCAGGUACGAAGGCCCUACACUUGCUCAUGCCAUUGAGCUGUUUGGUGGGCGGAGGUGGAACAUGGGUACAGGCGGAGUCGAGAAAUCUGCUGCCCAGAAAAACAGUCCUCUGAGCAUCAAUGAUAAGACCAAGAAGAAGAAGAAGGUCCUCGUCAGGGGAGACAGUGGGGAUGCAACAGAUGACGAGAUGGUUUCCAGGAAAACAAGGAGCUGUAAGGAGGGACUGUAUCGAAACGGGCCGGAGUCUGACAGCAUCGACCAAGAAGAUCCAGAGGACAGCUUCCCUGGACCAUUUUCCCUCUCAUCCAGUAAAAGUCCUGGAUUGCUAGCCUCUUCCUCCUCCUCCACCUCCUCCUCCUCCUCCUCUUCCAGCAUGGCGGGGUCGAACCAUUCCCGCCCGCAAUCCUCUCCGAUCCUCUCAGGAACUGCCAAGUCACAGCCAGGGGCAUGGAGCAGCAGGUCGUGGCACGGUCGAGGUAAAGGCUGUUUCAAAGGCUUCCAGAAUCUCAUGAUUUCUGACAGCUCGAUGAGCUUCAUCGAGUUUGUCGAGCUCUUCAAGUCAUUCAGUAUCCGAAGCAGGAAGGACCUGAAGGAGUUGUUUGACACCUUUGCUGUCCCCUGCAGUCGUUCAAGUCCAGAGUCUGCUCCUCUCUACACCAACCUCAGCAUAGACGAUAAAGACACGGGGCUACAGCCAGACCUCGACUUAUUAACCCGCAACGGUUCUGAUCUUGGCCUGUUUAUCCGGACGAGGCAGCAGAUGUCUGACAACCAGAGGCAGAUCUCAGAUGCCAUUGCAGCAGCCAGCAUCGUGACAAACGGGACAGGAGUGGAAAACGCAUCACUAGGCGUUUUGGGAUUGGCUAUUCCUCAGCUCAACGACUUCCUAGUGAACUGUCAAAGAGAGCACCUGAGCUACGAUGAGAUUCUCAGCAUUAUACAGAAAUUUGAGCCCUCAUCAAGCAUGAGACAAAUGGGUUGGAUGUCAUUUGAAGGCUUUGCAAGGUUUCUGAUGGAUAAGGAGAACUUUGCUUCUCGUAAUGAGGAAUCCCAGAUAAACCCGGAGGAGCUGCAGUACCCUCUCUCCUACUACUACAUUGAGUCUUCUCACAACACCUAUCUGACUGGACACCAGCUCAAAGGAGAGUCCUCUGUUGAGCUCUACAGUCAAGUGCUGCUGCAAGGCUGUAGGAGCGUCGAGUUGGACUGCUGGGAUGGAGAUGAUGGCAUGCCAGUUAUUUAUCAUGGACACACGCUUACCACUAAAAUACCCUUCAAGGAUGUGGUGGAAGCAGUUAACCGGUCUGCAUUUGUCAAUUCGGACAUGCCCGUCAUCCUGUCCAUAGAGAACCACUGCUCCCUUCCACAGCAGCGCAAGAUGGCUGAAAUCUUCAAGACAGUGUUCGGGGAACGGCUUGUGACUCGCUUCCUCUUUGAAAGUGACUUCAGCGAUGACCCUCACCUGCCGUCGCCACUGCAGCUGCGGGGGAGGAUCCUCCUCAAGAACAAGAAGCUCAAAGCACACCAGGCGCCGGUGGACAUACUCAAACAGAAGGCUCACCAGCUGGCCCACAUGCAGGCCCAGGCUAGCAAUGGGUCACCAGCGGUUACUUCGCCUGGAAACCACACCAAUGAGGAAGAGGAAGAGGAAGAAGACGAGUAUGACUACGACUAUGAGUCUCUAUCAGAUGCUGAUGUCCUCACAGCCUCUACUGCCUCAUAUGGCCUUGAAGAUAACAUCCUGGAUGACAAGCCAGAGGGGAAGAGCUCAGCAGACAAAGAAGAGCAACCUGUUGAUGAAAUACCGAAGAGGAUGAAGAAGUCUGAUAGCACCACGCAGAGCAAAGGAAAGGUGUUCGACAUGGAGCUGGGCGAGGAGUUUUACCUUCCUCAGAACAAGAAGGAGAGUCGACAGAUUGCCCAGGAGCUGUCUGAUCUCAUCAUCUACUGCCAGGCUGUGAAAUUUCCUGGCCUGUCCACGCUGUCUCCAGCCGGCUCUGGCAGAGGGAAGGACCGGGGGAAAUCCAGGAAGUCCAUAUUUGGCACAGCUCCCGCUCGCUGCAGCACAACAGGAGAGGUCGUGACCCAGAGCCGCACCCCUGGGAAAGGUGGUACAGAGCGGCUAAGCUGGGAGGAGCAGCAGACGUCUCCCAUCCUCAACCCCCCCACCUCUCUCAGCGCCAUCAUCCGCACACCGAAGUGCUACCACAUCUCUUCCGUCAACGAGAACGCCGCCAAGCGCCUGUGCCGGCGUUACUCUCAGAAGCUGAUCCAGCACACCGUGUGCCAGCUGCUCAGGACGUACCCAGCAGCCACCAGGAUCGACUCGACAAACCCCAACCCUCUGCUUUUCUGGCUGCACGGUAUCCAGCUGGUGGCACUCAACUAUCAGACUGAUGACUUGCCCAUGCAGUUAAACACAGCUCUGUUUGAGGCCAAUGGCGGCUGUGGCUACGUCCUGAAGCCGGCGGUGCUGUGGGACCGUACCUGUCCGCUAUAUAAGCAGUUCUGUCCGAUGGAGAGGGAUGUGGAGAAAAUGAGCCCCGCUGUCUAUUCCCUCACUAUUGUGUCCGGUCAGAACGUUUGUCCCGGUAACACCGCUGGCAGCCCCUGCAUUGAGGUGGAUGUUCUGGGCAUGUCCAUCGACAGCUGCCACUUCCGCACCAAACCAAUCCACCGCAACACCCUCAACCCCAUGUGGAGUGAGCACUUCCAGUUCACCGUGCACUUUGAAGAGAUGUGCUUCCUGCGCUUCGCCGUAGUGGAGAACAACAGUUCCCAGACUACCGCUCAGAGGACACUGCCUCUGAAGGCGUUAAAGCCAGGUUACAGACAUGUCCAGUUGAGGACACAACAUAAUGAAUCUCUCGAAGUGUCAAGCCUGUUUAUCUUCAGCCGCAGAAUAGAGGACGGUCCCACAGGGGGCGCCACUCCCUCAUCACUGCUGUUCAGUUCAGAGGAGAAACGUGCCUCACGGCAGCACAGGGUUACGGUGUACGCAGCGCCUGGUCCUGAGCUCUUCACUGUGUUCUGUGUUACAGAACAGACGACCGCCAAACAGCUGCUGGACAUGGUUGCAGCAUCUACAGGAAACCCGUCACAGUACUUCCUGUGCGAGGAGAAGGUUCCUCUGUUGAAGGAGCGCAGCGAGGUGAAGCGCUGUGCUCAGCAUCGUCCUCUUGCGCCCGAGGAGGAGGUGAUCAGACUGGUCUCCAGCUGGAACUCUGAGGAGGGAUACGUGGGGAGGAUCUGCCUCAAAACAAGAGAGGAGAACUUAAAUGAGAAGAACUCGUUGCUGGAGGGAGAAGAUGAGGUGACUGUGGGAGGUAGAGAAGGAGCAGGAGGAGGAGCAGAGGACGAUAUGUUCUUCGUCCAGGUCCAUGAAGUUUCACCAGAACAGCCUCACACUGUGAUCAAGGCCCCGCGCUACAGCACUGCUCAGGACAUCAUACAGCAGACAUUGUCAAAGGCCAAGUAUUCCUGCAGUAUCCUAUCUAAUCCUAAUCCAUGUGACUACGUCCUAAUGGAGGAAGUGACCAAGGACGCCAGCUCUAAGAAAUCCUCCACCGCUAAGCCCCUGCAGCGGCUACUGCUGGAUCACGAGUGUGUCUACCAAGCUCAGAGCCGCUGGCGUGGCGCGGGAAAGUUCAUUCUUAAACUCAAAGAGCAGGUGGUGCGGGAAGACAAAAAGAAAGUAAUUUCCUUUGCCAGCGAGCUUAAGAAGCUGACCAGCCGCAGCCGCAGCAUGACGACUGGCGGUGGAGUGGACGGUCCUGCCCAAAGUAAGGAUGAUAGAGCUGCAUGCUGUGUGGCUCUGACAGAGCUCCAGGAGUGAGGCUCACACUCUGCCUGCUGUCUGUGCAUGGAAAGGCAACAGAGGGUAUCUGUCUGCAGGUCUGAAGGCAUGGGUGGCAGAGGGCAGAGUGGGGGCAGGAAGGUUUCUUCAGGCCUCCUCCUCCUCCUUUAGGGGGCAACUUGAACCUGUCCACCUGCCCACCUCCCCUCUGACCCCUCCAGCCUGGACGCUUCACCUCCUCAGGAACUGGAAGAUCCACAAAUGAA